Molecule: messenger RNA, 1440 nt
Organism: Rhipicephalus sanguineus (brown dog tick)
Lineage: Eukaryota; Metazoa; Arthropoda; Arachnida; Ixodida; Ixodidae
Product: 4-pyridoxate dehydrogenase-like
Exons: 12
Coding region: 1-1440 (479 amino acids)
Molecular function (GO): oxidoreductase activity, acting on CH-OH group of donors; flavin adenine dinucleotide binding
Source: RefSeq, a predicted model, not a curated record
AUGCAGAGAGCCCUAAAAGGUGACUGGAUAGGGAACGUGGAUGCCAUUCAAGACUCUACGACGGAGGAGCUGACAGCCCUGACAAAAGAAGCGUUUGUCAACUGCUUGCAAGACCUCAAGAAGCGUUGGAAGCUGUUUGGCGCAGGUUCAGCAGGAUGCGCUCUCGCCAACCGUCUCACGGCUGAUGGCAGCAACAGCGUGUUACUUCUGGAAGCGGGGGGCCUCGAGGACGCCGCCGUGCAGGUUCCAUUUUUCUCAGCUGUUUUGCAGCGAACUGACAUUGACUGGGACUACACGAGCGAACGCCAACUUAGCGCCAGCUUGUCCGUCGACGGCCAGGACUGGGGCAAGAAACACAAGGUCGAAAUCCUUGAAUUCAGAAUGGAGAAUCUCGGCAAGCUCAUCUACAGCAUUUAUAGACGUCUGCACGGCAAUAUUAACAGACUGCCGCGUGGCAAAGCCUUGGGUGGCUCGAGUUCAAUCAAUCAUGUUAUCUACGCUCGAGGAAACCGCAAAGACUACGAUAACUGGGCAUCUCUGUAUGGCGCCGUGGGCUGGUCUUACAACGACGUGCUGCCAGACUUCAUCAGUAUUGAAACAUCUUACCUAGGCAUCGACAAUGGUGUGAAAUAUAAGCGAUACCUCAGAACACAUAGUGUUCGGGCAAAAAAAGAAGUAAUACUUUGCGCCGGAGCCAUAGCGUCUGCACAACUACUGAUGCUAUCGGGCAUAGGACCUCGGGAACAUCUGGAAUCAUUUGGGGUGAAGAACGAGGGACGACCGAUGAAAAAGCCCGUAUUGGUGCUCGUCUCACACUUGUCUCAUGUUCUUGUUCCUUUAGUUACGCUCAAUCCCACUACUGUUGAAGCAGGAUACCUAGCCGGUCUAAUAGGAAUAUCGCAGAUUUAUGAAAGUUACUACAAGCGAAAGCAAGGAGACGACGUAUUAAUGAUUGUGCCAAUACUUCUGCGUCCAAAUUCUUCAGGCUUCAUUCGGUUGAAAAGCACCAAUCCUGAAGAAUAUCCUAUUAUUGACCCAAAGUUUCUCACAGCUACAUCUGACCUCGACACAUUAAUUGAAGGCUCCAGAAUUGCCGUGCAGACACUCACUACGCAAGCCAUGAGGAAUGGCAACGUGACCAUCUGGGACAUUGCCCUACCGGCGUGCGAGUCGGCAGGGCCAGUAUGGAGCGAAGCAUACCUGCGUUGCUUCGUGCAGCACACUUCACUCAGCGGUUGGCACCCUUGUUGCACUGCCCCGAUGGGGACACAUGCUCAGGCUGUUCUGGAUCCUAGGCUCAGAGUCCUUGGCGGCGUAAAAAGGCUUCGUGUUGUGGACGCUUCUUCAAUGCCCUACCUAACAACAGGAAAUCUUAAUUCACCACUAAUGAUGAUGGGUCACCGAGCUGCCGCCAUGAUAAUGGAAGACAACUUCCAGUAG